AUGGCCCGUAAAGUGCGUAAUGGCAUCCUCUACGUCCUCGGAGCCGUCAUCAUCUGCGCCACCCUCUACCACCUCUUCCUCUAUGACGGUGCCACCAUCUCCGCUGUCAGCUACCACGUCAACCCCUCCCCUACCAUCCAAUCCAAUUCCUUUUCCACCUCCGCUGCCAUUAACGCCAUCCACGAAAACCUUACUGCAAGCAUUCCACCACACGUUGGCCCUCUCGUAACUCCAUCCCUAGUAGCAUCCCGCUCAGUCUCCACCACAUCAAUUCUUUUACCAGGCUGGGAGGUCCUGGUCAUCGUCUCGCCAGAGGACACCAAGUUGCUGGAGUCAGAUUCCGAUGAGUACGAGUGUUUGUUCAACACUAAUGAAGUGUCUCCGGCGAAAUCCGCCGGUUUCCUGCCGUUUCCUAAUCGGGCAACCUUUAAAUGUGUUCUGCCCGUGAGAAUUCGACAAAGACGGCCUUUCAAGCAACCGAUAUUGAAAAAAUUAUUAGCGAAUCAGCCGGAGAAGAAUUAUCCGCCGUUGCUGUUGCUGUGGACCUUCAUAGUGUAUGAUUCUCUAACCACCGAAAACGACGUCAUCCUGUUCGUUAAGGGUGUGAAUAAUCGGCAAGGUACUAAUCGUGACCCGAAAGAAUUCCGCUGUGUUUUCGGCAAUGGCGUCAUCAACGGAGUUAAGACUCCCGUGACAGCCUCCAUGCAAGAGGUGUUCCGCUGUCAACGACCAGAACCAACUGCCGUCUCUGCCGUUGGCCAGCAAAUCGAUGUCUCCAUAGAAAUUAUUGCAGAAAAUCGUGUGGUACCCUCAGUUGCUUACUAUACCCCACCGCGCAGUUUAGAAAAGGGACCCCAAAAAUCUCUACUUUGCGCCUGCACCAUGGUGUACAACAUGGCAAAGUUUUUGAAAGAGUGGGUUAUGUACCAUUCCAAAAUUGGGGUUGAAAAAUUCUUGCUAUACGACAAUGGAAGCGAUGACAAUUUAACAAAAGUUGUUGAGGAGCUUGUUAAAGAGGGUUUUGAUGUUAAGACUUAUUUCUGGUUUUGGCCUAAAACUCAAGAGGCUGGUUUUUCACACAGUUCUGUAUAUGCUAAGAAUGCUUGUACAUGGAUGAUUUUCAUUGAUGUUGAUGAAUUUGUGUACUCUCCAUCUUGGCACCGUUCGCCACGACCAUCAAAGUCCAUGUUGCAGUCGUUAAUCUCGCCUGAGAAAGUCUCGACCAAGUUGAAAUUAGGACAAUACAGUAUCAAUUGUCACGAAUUUGGCCCUUCGAAUCAAAGGACACAUCCAGUAAUGGGGGUGACACAAGGGUACAAUUGUAGGAGAAAGUAUGAGAAUCGACAUAAAUCGGUUACAUUAUUGAGUGCAGUUGAUGAUUCGUUGAUCAAUGCGAUACACCAUUUUGGUUUGAGGCCGGGAUACAAAACAAGAAAGCUGAGGACAAAGGACAUGGUUGUGAAUCACUACAAGUAUCAAGCUUGGCCCGAGUUUAAGGUCAAGUUUAGGAGGCGUGUGUCCGCUUAUGUUUUGGAUUGGACGAAAAAGGUAAAUCCUAAGUCCAAAGACCGGACCCCCGGAUUAGGGUUCUCGCCAACCGAACCCAAUGGAUGGCAUCAGAAGUUUUGUGAGGUGCACGAUGAUGAAUUGAAAGAGUUGACACGAAAAUGGUUCGGCAAUAAAUCGCGAUUAGGAUUUCAAAUGCCAUGGCAGAUGACUACGACUAACAAUGGUUUCCAUAAGCCCUAA
Fraxinus pennsylvanica is the source of this 1749-nucleotide messenger RNA. The record is from the annotation of a GenBank genome assembly. NCBI's taxonomy places the organism in Eukaryota, Viridiplantae, Streptophyta, Magnoliopsida, Lamiales, Oleaceae.